AUGUCUGCGCCUGCGAAGUACUUCAAGGUCACACAGCUCAAGUCCACCAUUGGGCUCCCUAGACUCUACAAGGACACCCUCGAGACCCUUGGUUUGAGGAGGAGACACCAAACGGUUUACCAUAAAAUCACUCCACAGCAAGCGGGGCAGAUUGCCAGAGUUAAGGAGCUCGUCAAGGUCGAGCUCUCUCCCGUGUACAAGGACAAGGCGCAAAUGAGGGCAGAGAGAAAACCAUUGCCUGGGUUUGUUGUUGUUAAAAGGAGAGCUUAG
Pichia kudriavzevii is the source of this 270-nucleotide messenger RNA. RefSeq lists its product as uncharacterized. The transcript has a single exon. The record is from RefSeq and is a predicted model, not a curated record. The coding region runs from base 1 to 270 and encodes 89 amino acids. Gene Ontology annotation, molecular function: structural constituent of ribosome. Gene Ontology annotation, biological process: translation. Lineage: Eukaryota; Fungi; Ascomycota; Pichiomycetes; Pichiales; Pichiaceae. Gene Ontology annotation, cellular component: mitochondrion; large ribosomal subunit.